Plutella xylostella (diamondback moth) is the source of this 3241-nucleotide messenger RNA. It is a transcript of the gene Mms19, whose product is annotated as MMS19 nucleotide excision repair protein. Gene Ontology annotation, cellular component: cytosolic [4Fe-4S] assembly targeting complex. Lineage: Eukaryota; Metazoa; Arthropoda; Insecta; Lepidoptera; Plutellidae. The record is from RefSeq and is a predicted model, not a curated record.
AGUCUGUGGGUACUACGACGACAGGACAAGACAACAUAACCUCAACUAAUUUGGAUAUUUCAUUAUUUUAAAUUUUAAUUAAUUUUAAAUUUGUGAUGCGUGCGAUUACACGCACUUAAAUAAACAAAAAAAAAACGUGAUACGGAUAAAAUCAGAUAAUAAUAGAAAUCAGUAUAUACCCAAUUCAUUCAAGAAAACUUAUUAAAAUUGUGGUGUAAAAUAUUUAAAAAUGAAUUCAAUUUGGUUGCAUCCUGAGUUAUCAGAUGAGAUUAUGAAAGAUGAGGAAAUAUUCAACCGAACUCCAAGCAUUAUCUUAGAUAUUGUUGCUCAAAAGCUUGACAUAACAAAACUAGUGGAGAACAUGGGAAAAGUCCUAACAAACUCUGAAGCUACAAACAGACUCAAAGGCAUGCGGUUUUUCACUAAAAUUUUAAAGGAAAUGCCAAAAAACUAUUUAACUGAGAUACAAGUGAACUUCAUAUCAAAGUUCUACAUUGAUCGACUGAAAGACCACCACAGUAUAAUUCCAGCAGUUCUAGACGGUUACUUAGCGAUUAUUGAGAUGGUCAACUAUAAAAUGGAAAAUUGUGGGGAGUUCCUUGUAGCUUUGUUCAGAGAAGUGAGUUGCCAGUCACAAGUCAGGCAAGAUAGAUAUAACAUCUACUUGAUUAUCAAAACUUUGAUGGAGAAGAAUCUGGAUUAUAUGAAAAACCUAGGCCCUGACUUUGUUUAUGGAGUUAUAUCUGCAAUUGAAGGAGAGAGAGACCCGAGAAACCUUAUGUUCCUGUUCAAUUUCCUACCACACUUCAUAUCAAACAUACCACUGGGACAUUUAAAUGAUGAAAUGUUUGAUGUUGUGAGCUGCUACUAUCCUAUAGAUUUCUAUCCCUCGUCUGAUGAUCCAGCUGCGGUGACAAGACAAGACCUUGCAAAGGCCCUCGCUCCAUGCCUAUGUGCCACUCCUAGUUUUGGGGAACAAUGCCUUAUCCUACUGAUAGAAAAGCUGGACUCUAGCUUAAGGUUGGCCAAAAUUGAUUCCUUGCAUUUGUUGAGAGAAACCUGUGCGACAUUUAAACCGGAAAGCUAUGCUCCUUUCCUGAAAACCCUAUGGGCUUCAAUUCACAGGGAACUGACCAAUAAGAGUGAUGAAGAGCUGAGAAUGGCUGCUCAUGAGGCUCUUUCAUCCCUUGUAAAGAAUAUCUCAGUCACCGUCAACACCGACCAAGCAUUUGAGAAUUUUGUCAAAGGCAUAAUUAUAUCAAUGCAAACUGCAAUUGCAGAAGCAACAACUCUAGCCCAAUUCACUCAAGCUACAAGAGUCUUAUUGACCACAGCCAAUGCAUCAAAGGAAUCAUGCAUCAUUGUAACAAAUUCUAUGAUUCCAGCCACGAUAGCUUACUACAGCUUCAAUAAUACCCCUAAACUGCAGCAUGCUGCUAUAGAGUUCCUUGGUGACAUAUAUGAUAUAGCUAAGUACUGGAAGGUAACUCAAGAACUAGCCUCGCAGUUGGACGAAAUACCUCAACUGUGCCUUACAGCUGUUAGUCAAACCUCCAAGGAGUUUCAAAUUGCUGGGUUGAAAACUUUAAUAAGAGUGCUACCAGUUUUGAAAUCAGAUCUUAUUGUGCCGUUUGUAGAGGUCCUUAUACACAAUGUUAAACAUGCCCAAGAUAAUGACUUGCUGAGUGUUAGUGUUGAAGCUGUGCACGCUAUAGCCAUGAAAUAUCCUGAAGAAAUCAUGAGUCUAGUACUCAAAGGUAAAUGUGACUUGGAACAUUUGACUGAAGACAAAGUGGGAUUAGAUAAAAGGUUGAAUCUCCUCUGCAAUCUUGCUAGCAUAGAUGAGUUUACUAAAAUAAUUGUUGAAGAGAUGCUUACAAUUAUAACUAAAAACAAGGAUGACGCUGAUAAAGUAGUGAAGGCUUUAAGCGCCUCUAUAUCUAACACUAGCCUUUACAGUCAAGAGAAAGUGACACAGAUUGAGAGUGACUAUGGGUUAGUAGACUCAGUGAUCAUCUGGCUAUUAAAGGAAAUAGCUGAUACAACCGCCCCAGAAUCCUUAGCCCAUGGCUAUUCCCUUGUUGCGACGACCAUAAGCAAUUUACCUGAAGCCAAGCAGAUUGCUAUUCUUGAUAAACACACACAUAAUAUACUAGAAAGAUGCAAGGAGGAUGAAGUAUACUUCCUAAUGCUAGAAUCUCUGUAUAAUUCGUUACACCAAAGCGUGCAUAACUCUAGUUUUCAUGAAGUCAUGAUGUUGGCAUUGAAUUUGAGUUUGCGAAGUGAGCAAGAGAUCAUUCGUAGUACGGCCUGUAUUUUAAUAGCGCAUUUUCUGAACAAAGCUGAGUACGGAGCGAAGUUUGAAGUGCUUUACGAAACGUUGAAGACAUAUCUAUCUUCUUGCAAUAAGGAAAACAUAGACUCAAUGUGUGUUAGAUUAAUCUCGCUGUAUGGAUGGAUAACUAAAGCCCUGAUACUGCGAGGCAGCGAUAUGUUCCUGUUUUGGUUGCAAAAAAUAAUGGUGGCACUUCUAAACCCAGAAUGUUGCAGCGAAGGAGCGAAAGCCAUCAAGCUCAUUCUCAGCUAUAGCCCGGACUGUCUGACAGACAAACAACAUUGUCGUAUAAGCCUCCUGUACCGACAGAGAAUGUUCCAGACGUUUGCCCAACUCACCGAGAAACUAAGCAAUAUGGAUAAAAGGGUUAAAGAAGCGUAUUUGUUGAGCUGGGCUUACAUAUUGGAGAAGGCACCUAAGAGUGUAUUAAAUAGCGAGGCUUUUAAGAUAUCGCCGCUAGUGAUCGAAUCCCUAGAACACGAUCACCAGGACCUUCUCCUAGUGAUGGUGGACAUCCUGUGUCACAUCAUACAGAGCAACCAGGUGGUGAUAGCGGGCAGUCUGCAGACCAUACUGCCGCGGCUUGUGAAGCUUUCCACUUAUUUUAAGUCUAUGGACGUCAGAAUAAAAAGCCUGCAAUGCCUAUACGAAAUAGCCAACGUGUAUUCCACGGCAUUACUCCUUCCGCACAAACAGGACAUGCUAUUAGAUUUAGCGCCAUCUCUUGACGAUAAGAAGAGAUUAGUUCGCAACAUGGCGGUGAGGGCGCGAACUCGCUGGUAUCUGAUUGGCGCUCCCGGCGAGGCGAAGGAGAAUUGACCAAUCACAAGCCGCCAUUCAAAUUGUUAACCAAUAGUCUGGAUAGAAUUAGCGUUCCGUUUUCACAUCACAUUUCUUGAAGAAAAU